AUGGUUGGCGUCAAGGGGAAAUACAAGGGUUGCAAUACAUGUCGGAACAGGCGGGUUGCCUGCGACAAUACGCGGCCAUUUUGCAAGAAAUGCACAGACCACGGUCGCGUCUGCGAGGGCUACGAGCAGCAGACUGUGUUUAUCGUGGGGACGAUAGAAGACAAAGGGCGCUGCGCUUCGCACCCCCCGAGGAACAUUUCCAAGAAGAAGAUCAAGACGGAGAGCGCGGCAUCAUUGAGCGAGGGCGAGGCCGGGCCAAGCAGCGCCAGGAGCAGGCGUCCGCAACCCAAAGCCACGCUGGAGUUGAAGGAGAUCCAGCCGCCGGGGCAAAGCUGGGACACGCACGUGCGCGUUGCCUCUGUCGGCGGCCUUCACAGGUUGAGGUUUGUCGCCAUACAUGCUCGGCUGGGACAGAUCCAGAAACAGCAGGAUCCCAAUGACGGAGAGACCAGGCUGAGGCUGCCGCCCUCGAGGCGGGCAGACGUCAGACCUACAUUCGUGCAAGCGGAGUUCAAGUUGACGGCCGAUGGCUAUAUACACUUACCGCGAGGCCGUGAACGCCAGGGCCAAAGUCCCAGCACGACCGAGGGUUUGUGUCUCUUCCUAUACGAGCACAACUCCUCGGCAUUCUAUAACAACCGGCCGCACUGGAAAGACGCUGCCGCGCUCAGCGAUCCAAUUCGCCAGAUGGGCCCUAGCGCCUUUAGGUCAUUUCCGGCCCAUCACUUCUUUACACGAAUAUAUCGACCCAAUGCAAUAUUUGCAUCUCUUCUCAACCGUCAGACUACGACCCUGGCCAGUCCAGAUUGGCAUUCGGUACCCUGGGAACUAUCUCCCAAGACGGCCCUUGACCGCCUGCUAGACACCAUAGCACAGAUUCCUACCAUUCUCUCGCGCUCCGACCGCAUCCUGUCGCUUCUUCCCUCCAUCGGCCGGCGGCUAAAGGCAAACGACCUACUCUCUAAUUGCGCCUCUAUCGAACGGCAAUUUGAGACUUGGUAUGCCGGUGUCGAGGAGGCCGCACGCAGGAACCCGCAAAAUCCGCUGCUCUUCUGGCCUCAUGACACCACCAUCGGACAGCCCGAACAGGGCCAGAUGCCCUUUGAGGUCACGUAUGACUUUCCCAGUUCCAUGUCGGGUCUGGCACACGUGUACUACUGGACAGGGCUCAUCGUAUUGUACGGGGCCAUGGCGCGCCUAGCCGAGGUCGUGUUGGUCGACGGCAGCCCUAUCCCUGCCCCUGCCUCAUUUCCAAUACACACCGCCGCGAACACGCAGCCCGGCGCCGCCGCCCCGGGGUCGAGGCCUUAUCAGCACGGCUACGGCCACGUCUACGAGGGCGGCUCCCCCAGCCCGUCGAGCCAUAGCUACGCAUCGUCCACAGGCACCGCCGGCUCGUCUUCCGGGUACUCGCCGUACUACGCGCACGCGGCCUCGAGCGCCGGCACGUCCGUCGCCGCCAACAGCGCCUACAACCGCAACACCAGCACCCUGCCGCCGUCCAUCCAUCCGGCCAAGUACCAGACGCGCGAGAUCCGGCGGCUGGCGGCGCACGUGUGCCGCAGCCUCGACUGGACCGUCGGCCGGUCCUCGAGCGCCGCCGCCGACGGCUUCGGGCCCCUCGGCCAGCCCGACCUCGUCGCCGCCCCGCUGCACAUCGUCGAGCGCUUCUACGAGGACAUCGGCUGCACCCUGGGCGACGGCGAGCUCGAGCGGCUGUGGUGCCGCGGCUUCCGCGAGCGCCUGGAGCUGCGGAGCGCCGAGGUCGAGAACAUGGCGCUGGGCCUGCCCGCCGCAGGUGCAAGCCCUGCUGCUGGUGGCCCUGUUGCCGGUGCGGGCUCCACGAGCGCUGCGGGGGCGAAAAGGGGGAAAGAUCCGCAGGUGGCCAUGCACAACAGGCCGGCUGACGCUGGCUUCGCGGUUCCGCAGGGAGGCAGGGGCUGGAUUGAGAUUGGGCGGUUUGGUGGGUGA
Molecule: messenger RNA, 1971 nt
Organism: Neoarthrinium moseri
Lineage: Eukaryota; Fungi; Ascomycota; Sordariomycetes; Amphisphaeriales; Apiosporaceae
Exons: 4
Coding region: 1-1971 (656 amino acids)
Biological process (GO): regulation of DNA-templated transcription
Molecular function (GO): DNA-binding transcription factor activity, RNA polymerase II-specific; zinc ion binding
Source: RefSeq, a predicted model, not a curated record